GUCAAAAUUCACUCCGCUGGAUCACUGCUGGCAAACGCCUUCAUGCCGGAUCCGGGACGAAGAUGGGUGCACUGUUUCCGCGAUCACGUCGUCGCCGGCGCCAACUGGAGACCAACGCGGUUUGUCGAGGAGGUGUGGAAUUCGCGUGUUUGUGGGCUCUGUGGCAUAGUUCCAAAGCAGACGGUAAAAAUGCCAUGCUCACACUUUUUGUGCCAAUCCUGCCAUGAAACCAGCUCUCAGGGUGCGAGGGGCCGGUGUCCUUUGGAUCAGAAGCCAUUCGAGGAAGCCGAGUGCACCGCUAUCAACUUCCCAGCCAAGAAAGCGAACCGACUGAAGGUGUAUUGCUGGAACGAAUCCCAAGGCUGCAAGUUCAUGGGUACCGUGGAAGAUAUACUGCGGCACUUUGAGAACGAAUGCGUAUUUCACGCUGUGGAGUGUUCUCGGUGCUGCCACAAAGUCCUGCACAAAGACUUGCCGGCGCACUACGUGGCUGGAUGCAGCAACGGUGUUUCCGCAGGCUCAGAGUAUUCCUCCGAAUCUACAGCACUGACACUUGAAGGCUUAAGCACCCAGGAAGGAGAGGAGGCCUUCUCUCUGAACAAGCACUUCGCCCACCUGCUGUCUCUAAUACAUACCCAGAUACAUCAGCUCACAGAACACGUCAUGAGCCAGGAAGCCAUGUUAGCUGAGAUCACUCGAGAGCUGCGAGCAUCUCAGUACAACUUAAGAGAUAAUAUGGUUGAGACGAUCAGGACCACGAUCUCUUUGUCUUUGCAACAUCUAUUCCCCGCUCAGCAAAAUCCUAUGCAUGAUACCAGAACGUCGUUGACCCUGCCGUUACGCUUGGAGAAGGCGCUCAUACUUCGAAAGUUGGAACACUUUGCCAACGUGUCACUCAGCGCUCUGGAACGGCUGCGGCAGAACGCCCCGCAACGUGGUCGUCUGCCAGUCAUUGCUUAUUGCGAGCCGACGCGCCCUUCUCGCGAUAGAUUCCGGCAUUUAACCGUAGAUCAGGCAACGCCAAGCCCACCGAGUCCUGAACUUCAGGGCGUCAGCUAUUUCUUGACCCUCGAAAACGCUCAAGAAAUUUUUUUGGACCAGCAAGAGUGCCGAACGUUCGCCGAAGUCACUGUGUGGCACAUGAGGGACACUUAUUUUGUGCUUGCUGUCAGGAAGCGCCUCCAUGAGAGAAAUCUUGUUCUCGCUCUGGAUAUGGAGUUUAACGGUCUGCUUGAAGGCUCUCAUUGUUUGCCUUCUGCUGGGUGGGUGACGGCGUUGCAUCCGGACGGAUGGAGGAGUGAUAUGAUUGACGCCUCUAGGGGACCCUGUUCUUGUAAACGCCGUCUUGAUAUACUGCAACAUUUUCACCGAAUAUUCAUCAAGGACAUAGCGACUCUGAGAAACGGUUUCCUUCGAGAUGGAAAAAUGGUGUUCGAGAUCGAGUUGCUCAGUUAAAUGAACAGUUAUCCGACUGCAUCUACCUAAUGUUCAUCUUUG
Molecule: messenger RNA, 1497 nt
Organism: Dermacentor silvarum
Lineage: Eukaryota; Metazoa; Arthropoda; Arachnida; Ixodida; Ixodidae
Exons: 2
Coding region: 43-1455 (470 amino acids)
Source: RefSeq, a predicted model, not a curated record